UCCACCCAGUUCUCCCAGUCCCUGAAACACAUUCGUUCCGGAUCGCCUAUUGUUUCAAAUUUUAAUUGACGCUGUAAUUUUGCAGGUUUAACCCUUUAUUCCCCACUUUUAGUAGAUCAAUAAUUAGUAGGUGAUCACACAUACACAUCACAGUGGGGUAUAGAAACUUGAGAAAAGAGAGAGUUUUGUUUCUUCCUUUUUUUGGGCUCUUAGCUUCGUUUUGUUUUCCUCUUCUUCUUGUGAACGUGAUUCCAUUUUUGUUCUCCUUAUCAAUGCAGUCCAUCGAAACGAAUCGAAUCGACAUCGACAUCACUAGACUCGGACAAAUCUGUUUUGAUUUAGAUUUACUUGUUUGUUCAUAGAUUUCACACAAAUUGUAGGAAAUAUCCAUUUUCUUUUCAUUGCCAGUUCAAGAAGAAGACGACUUUACCAUCUUUUCAUGAUCUGAACCCUAAAAUGUGCUAUUCGGUUCUCGUUUGAGUCCAUUUUUGUUUAUUAUUUUAAUGCAUCAAUUUCCCCCCUUUCUUUUUCAUUCGAAUAGAAAUCUAAGACGUGUUGAGCUGUUAUUCUAUCUUCUUCUCUUGUUUACUUCUCCCUCACUCUCUCCCUACUCUGUUUCUGUUUCGGUGGCCUGCAGGCUGUAAUCGAGUAAGAGAAUUUUUGGACUAUUCAACCAAAUCUACAGAGCUCCAUUAUAAGAACAUCUAAAUGUCUCCCUUAACUGAACUGAAGACUCUUUGCUUCAACUUCUCUCGCACCCACGCGUCCGUUUUUCCUUAACUCUCUCUCUCUUUCUCUGCUACUUUUUUUCUUUUGUUUGCUUCUCUUUUGAGGGUAGAUUGUCUCAUUGUCAUGUGGGUUCUGUCAUCUUUUGGAGGCUGGAGCUUAUCAAUCCUCGCUGGAGCUCUUUGAGAGUUAUUGUGACUGAGGUAGGUUUCUGACAUCACAGAGGGAAAAGGAGGAAAAUAAGGAGGGAUUAAUGGCACCGUCGUUUGGUUGGUGGGCGAAGAAGAACCACCGUGGAAUGCCGGUGGUCGUGAAGAUGGAGAACCCUAACUGGUCCAUGGUUGAGUUAGAGGGUCCUCUGAAAGAAAACUUCCUCCUUGAUGGAGGGAGAAGUGAGAACGAUGACAAGGUUAGAGGGAAGAACGCCAAACAGCUCACUCUAGUUCUUCUCCUAAGAGCUCACAGGGCUGCUGGCUGUCUCACUUCCAUCGCUUCGGCAAUGUUGGGUCUUGCUGCCGCUGUAAGGCGUCGGUUGGCUUCUGGAACGACCGAUUCGGAGAUUGGGAGCGAGAUCGAGAAUGAGAACCCUAGAGUUAGGAGGCGAAUCUAUGCUUUUAUCAGGGUUUUCUUGUGGUUCUCCCUCCUGUUGUUGGGGUUUGAGGUUGUGGCCUACUUCAAGGGUUGGCAUUUUGGGACUCCCGACCUGCAACUGCAACGCAUCUUGUCCACGCCCUGGGGAGUCCGGGGGAUUUUUGAUUCUCUCUAUUCUAAAUGGGUCAUGAUCAGGCUGGAGUACCUCGCUCCAACUCUCCAAUUCCUCGCCAAUGUCUGUAUUGCUCUCUUCCUCAUACAGAGUGCCGACCGUUUGAUCCAAUGCUUGGGUUGCUUCUGGAUCCGAUUGAGGAAAAUCAAACCAAUCCCCCCCAGAAGGACAAAUGAGGAUAUUGAAUCCAACGAUGGCAAUGUAGGCGACUUCUUCCCCAUGGUUCUGGUUCAGAUUCCGAUGUGCAACGAGAAGGAGGUUUAUCAACAAUCCAUUGGUGCCGUCUGCAACCUAGAUUGGCCGAGGUCGAAUCUACUGAUCCAAGUGCUGGACGAUUCCGAUGAUCCGACAACACAAUUGCUGAUCAAGGAGGAGGUUCAUAAAUGGCAGCAGGAGGGUGCCCCCAUCGUCUACAGACAUCGGGUUAUCAGGGACGGGUACAAAGCGGGCAAUCUCAAGUCCGCUAUGAAUUGCAGCUACGUCAAGGACUAUGAGUUCGUCACCAUAUUUGAUGCUGAUUUCCAACCCACCCCAGACUUCCUCAAGAGGACAAUUCCUCACUUCAGGGGCAACGAUGAAUUGGCAUUGGUUCAAGCCAGGUGGUCGUUCGUGAACAAGGAUGAGAACCUGCUCACGAGGUUGCAGAACGUAAACCUGUCUUUCCACUUCGAGGUGGAGCAGCAGGUGAAUGGGAUUUUCAUCAAUUUCUUUGGCUUUAAUGGGACUGCUGGUGUGUGGAGGAUAAAGGCUUUGGAAGAAUCAGGUGGAUGGAUGGAAAGGACCACCGUUGAGGACAUGGACAUUGCCGUCCGGGCUCAUCUCCAUGGCUGGAAAUUUAUCUUCCUCAAUGACGUUGAGUGCAAAUGUGAGCUACCAGAAUCUUACGAAGCUUACCGUAAACAGCAACAUAGAUGGCAUUCUGGGCCGAUGCAGUUGUUUCGCCUCUGUUUACCCGACAUUAUCCGAUCAAAGAUUAGUGUGUGGAAGAAAGCCAACCUCAUCUUCCUCUUCUUCCUCCUCAGAAAAUUGAUCCUACCUUUCUAUUCUUUUACCCUCUUCUGCAUAAUUCUUCCAUUGACGAUGUUCGUACCAGAAGCAGAGCUUCCGGCCUGGCUGGUGUGCUAUAUUCCAGUAACCAUGUCUUUCCUAAAUAUCAUGCCGGCCCCAAAAUCCUUCCCCUUCAUCGUGCCAUACCUUCUGUUCGAGAACACCAUGUCAGUGACCAAGUUUAAUGCCAUGGUGUCGGGCCUCUUCCAGCUGGGGAGUGCUUACGAGUGGGUGGUCACCAAGAAGUCUGGGCGUUCCUCCGAGGGUGAUAUUGCGUCUGUGGUUGAGGAGGAGCCCAAGAAGCAGCAACAGAAGGAGCAAGGAAAAAAGAAGCACAACAGGAUAUAUACGAAGGAGUUGGCGUUGGCUUUUCUUCUGCUUACUGCGGCGGCGAGAAGCUUGCUUUCUGCGCAGGGUAUACAUUUCUACUUCCUCCUAUUUCAGGGAAUUUCUUUCCUGUUGGUGGGUCUCGACCUGAUUGGCGAACAGGUCGACUGACUGAGCAACUCAAAACUCAAAAGAGACAGAGAUAGGCAGAGUGGGGUGCCGCCGUGACGGAUGAAUGUUUGGAACCCUAGAGUGAAGUGGGCGAGUGGGCGGGCGGGCGAUGGAUUCGAGUGACAGUGCUGUGCUCUUUAUGAGAAGUGAUAAGAAUCCCGAAAUAACCAUAUACAAUUGUCCAUUCCUCAAAGGCUAACUCUUCCCAAAGUAAUUCUUUUCUUGUAGAUACUAUUUUUUUCUUUUGGGAAGAUCCUAAUUCAUAUCAGCUGUAAAUGCAAUUCAAUUAAGCAAAAAAAGUUCCCAAUACAACAUAAACUUGUGGUUGCGGCUUGGGACUGAUCAGAACUCAGAAGGGGUUGGUUAACGAAAAAGGCAAAUCAAUGUAAUGGACAAACCUCUUCAAUUAUUGAAAUUUGAAUCACAUGGGAAGAAUUCGACCAAAA
Molecule: messenger RNA, 3480 nt
Organism: Macadamia integrifolia
Lineage: Eukaryota; Viridiplantae; Streptophyta; Magnoliopsida; Proteales; Proteaceae
Product: probable xyloglucan glycosyltransferase 12
Exons: 5
Coding region: 980-3034 (684 amino acids)
Cellular component (GO): Golgi apparatus
Molecular function (GO): glycosyltransferase activity
Source: RefSeq, a predicted model, not a curated record